GACAUAACAAAAUAAGACUGGCACCACGUUCCUAGUUUUAGGAAAAAAAAACUUCUACCCAGCGAAUCUAGCAGUCAAUUCCCUACGAAUGUCUUGAAUACAUUGUUUAUCAAUAAAUUCCUAGCUAGCUAAAUUCACUUCUCCAAGCGGAUUUGUAUUAGUGUGAUUUAUUUGUGUUGGUGAUAUAGUUUUUUUUUAUUUCCUGUUAGAACUGUCAGUUUUUUUUGUUUACUGUUAGAAUUGUCAAAACAAAAAUAUACAGCAAUAAACAACACCUUUCUUUCUAAUGGUAUGUAAAAAUAUUCAUUGAAUUUAUCGAAUUCAAUUUUCAAAAUUUUGAUAAUGGUUUUAUUUCAGGAUUCCACAGAUGCAAUUUCCCGUUAUAAUUUCAAGAAAAUAUUGUGCCACGGAAUCGAUCCAUACGCCGUGAGCACAUCACAAACAGGCAUUUCUCUGAAUGUGACGUUCCCAAAAGUUUACCAAUUUCUGGGAUCUGAAUCCUUUACAGGGAACCCGAAGGACUGUUCCAAGGCGAUGGACGCCAUAUUAUAUUUUAAAAACGGAUGGGUUAAAAACCUUGCUGGAGGGAAGGUGAAAGAGAUUCACGUUGUUCACGGCAAAGUACAUCACUCAUUCGCGUUGAAUGAAAAACCUCUUGAACCGUGGAUUUUAAUACAAGAAGACGGCACGAUUCUGGCAGCCCACUGCAACUGUGCCAUUGGAUUACUUGAGGCAUGUAGCCAUGUAGGAGCCACUUUAUUUGCUCUGGAUGGUGUCCGGACAGCCGUGCUUGAGAAGAAGAUGUCGGUCACCGAUCUCCCAGCAUAUUGGAAAAAACCACCAGCUUCAAUUACGAAUGAUCUUUACAAGCCAAUCAGUGCUAUCGAUUUGGGUAGAAAAGUCAUUCGGAAAUACUUACGGAACAAGGAUUCUGGAAUUCAUUCAAAAGAAGAGCGGAGUCGAGAUUUAUUGAACAAUUUUAAAAUUGAUGGAUUAAACGUUGCAGCUAUGUCUGUGUUCUGUGGAGAUCCUCAAAUAGGAUUUGAGUGUUUGUCUUGCGAUACAGACAAACGCCUUACACAGGCUUUCGAAUUGUUCAAUUUGCGAAAGUUACUCGAUGCUACAUUGAGUGGAAUAUCGUUGAGCGAUCUGAGAAUUCUUGCUGUAAGUAAAUUCGAACAACUGCCGCGCGAUUCAGAAACCAUCGAACUAGUUGAACAGUACACACGGCUGCAAAAGAAAAGUAAAUGGUGGAUGGCUCUCCGCGUCGGACGCAUUACAGCAUCUGUUCUAAAAGAAGUGUGUUGUACAUCGCCUACUAAACCUUCAAUAUCACUCAUAAAAAAAAUUUGCUAUCCUGAACAGAACAGCUUUUCCACGCCUUCCGUACGGUAUGGCGAAAAACAUGAGCAACAAGCGGUCGAUCAAUUAUUCAAAGCUAUUAAGGAUAUCCAUCGGAACGUCACAAUGAACCAGUCCGGUUUAAUUAUCUCUAAAAGUGACUCUCAUUUAGCUGCAUCUCCAGAUGCAAUUUUCAGGUGCGAUUGCCAUGGAGUCAUUACGGUAGAAGUGAAGUGUCCGUACACAGCCAGGCAGGAUGAAGAUAUAAUAAAUACUUUGUUGAAUCUCAAAGAUCCGUUUAUUUCCAAAAAUUCGGAAGGAUGUGUUAUAUUAAAUAUACAUCACAAGUAUUACCUUCAGGCACUCAUGCAAGUCCACGUAGCCAAUGCUGCCUUCGGCUAUUUUUACGUGUGGGCACCUAAACAAACUUUGGUAUUUGAAGUAAAAAGGAAUGAUGGCUAUUGGAAUUAUUUCAAAGAAAAAGCAACUUUGUUUCACAAGAAUGUCAUUGUUCCAGAAUUACUGGCUAAAUGGUUUACAGAGCAACAAGUGUAA
Molecule: messenger RNA, 1896 nt
Organism: Armigeres subalbatus
Lineage: Eukaryota; Metazoa; Arthropoda; Insecta; Diptera; Culicidae
Exons: 2
Coding region: 343-1896 (517 amino acids)
Source: RefSeq, a predicted model, not a curated record